Eutrema salsugineum is the source of this 1228-nucleotide messenger RNA. RefSeq names its product 14-3-3-like protein GF14 phi. Gene Ontology annotation, biological process: signal transduction. The record is from RefSeq and is a predicted model, not a curated record. The coding region runs from base 147 to 950 and encodes 267 amino acids. Lineage: Eukaryota; Viridiplantae; Streptophyta; Magnoliopsida; Brassicales; Brassicaceae. The transcript has 4 exons. Gene Ontology annotation, cellular component: cytoplasm.
CAAAAAAAAAACAAAAAUAUCUUUUCUAGAGCCCAGAAGAAAAAAAAAAUUGAAAUUCGAAAACCAAAAGUCUCUCUCUCUUUCUCUCGUUCUCAGAUCUGAAUCCUUCCUCUUCGUCUCCGAUCUAACAACAAAGAAGAGAAGAAAUGGCGGCAGUACCAGCAUCAUCCUCGGCUAGGGAGGAGUUUGUUUACCUAGCGAAGCUCGCCGAGCAAGCGGAGCGAUACGAGGAGAUGGUUGAAUUCAUGGAGAAAGUCGCUGAAGCCGUCGACAAAGACGAACUCACCGUCGAGGAACGAAACCUUCUCUCCGUCGCUUACAAAAACGUAAUCGGCGCUCGUCGUGCCUCCUGGCGUAUCAUCUCCUCCAUCGAGCAAAAGGAAGAGAGCCGCGGCAACGAUGACCACGUCACCACGAUCCGUGACUACAGAAGCAAGAUCGAAUCUGAGCUCUCCAAAAUCUGCGACGGUAUCCUCAAGCUUCUCGAUACCAGGCUUAUCCCGGCCUCUGCUAACGGAGAUUCCAAGGUUUUCUACCUUAAGAUGAAGGGAGAUUACCACAGGUACUUGGCUGAGUUUAAGACCGGUCAGGAGAGGAAAGAUGCCGCCGAGCACACCCUCGCCGCUUACAAAGCCGCUCAGGACAUUGCUAAUACCGAGUUGCCUCCUACACACCCGAUCCGUCUGGGUCUGGCUUUGAACUUCUCUGUUUUUUACUACGAGAUUCUCAACUCUCCAGACCGUGCUUGCAAUCUCGCUAAGCAGGCGUUUGAUGAAGCAAUCGCCGAGUUGGAUACUCUAGGAGAGGAGUCAUACAAGGACAGUACCUUGAUCAUGCAGCUUCUCCGUGAUAACCUUACUCUCUGGACUUCUGACAUGCAGGAUGAAGGUACAGAGGAGAUCAAAGAAGCAGCAGCACCAAAGCCUGCUGAAGAACAGAAGGAGACCUAAGACUGUGACCUACUUUGUUAUUCAGUAUUAUCCUAAAUCGAUCAAAUUAUUAUGUUCUUGCGUUGGUGUUUGUUUUUCUAAUCUCUUUCCUUUUGCUAUCCCGAAGCUUUCUAAGGCCGUCUAUUCUUGUCCUUGUUUGCUUUUCCCCAAUCGUGGAUGCUACUGGGUUUUUUUUUAUCUGUUUUCUUUUUUUCUUCUUCUUUUCGAUUGCAUUCCGGCUACUGCCGUGUAAAACUCAGAUUUCUUCCCUCUUUUAUUAAUGAUUUGCCAUUCCUCAA